AGAUUUCGUUUUCUUUCGUGUAUCUCUGCAUUCCCUCAAGCCCUUCGUCCGCUCUCCCCGGACAGGAGCACUCCCUCCGUCCACUGCGUCUUCUUUUGCAUCGCGUUUCCCUCCCGCCUCCCUCCAACGCUCGUCUCUCUCUCUCCCCUCGUUCCCCAACUACUCCGUGCAUGCCUCACGAAAUCCGGCGCCACGCACUUACCCUCCAUUUCCCCCUCCAUUUUCCCGUCCAUUUUCCCCUCCAAUUCCCCCGCGCUCCGCAGCCAAAGACGCCUGUGCGUCGUCCACACCAAGAGCAGGAACUUGAAGACUCGUCACAGUCGCCAUGGGGGGAACGUGUGAGGAAGCGAGCAGCCAUGCUCACAGCCACUCCUGCUGCGGCAGCGGCUCUGACAAAGUCGACGUAGAUCCCGCGAGCAUCGUCGACGCCGGAGAAGAGAUCUCUUCAGGAGACAAAGGCGUCUUCAAAAAAAUCCUUAAAGAGGGAGAUGGCCCCCAACCGCAGCCCGGCGAAGAGGUCGUCGUCCACUACACAGGAACUUUGCUCGAUGGCACAAAGUUUGACUCCUCGAGAGACCGAGACAGUCCUUUCAAAUUCAUCAUCGGCGAGGGCCAGGUGAUCCGUGGCUGGGAUUUGGGAGUGAUGAAGAUGAAGAGAGGCGAACGCGCCAUGCUGACCAUCCAGCCGGACUAUGGCUACGGCGCCUCGGGGUCUCCGCCAGUCAUCCCUCCCAACUCUGUCCUGAAGUUCGACGUGGAGCUGCUGGACAGCCACCCGAAGCCGAAGGACAAAUGGGAGAUGAAUGUGGGGGAGAAACUCGAGGGUGCGAAUGCGGAGAAGGAGAGGGGAAACGAGGCUUUCAAGAAAGGCGGCUACGCAGAGGCAGCGGCGGCCUACCGUGAGGGUCUCGACUUUUUCUCCUUCACGGAAAAUUGGACCGACGAAGAGCGCGAGCAGCAGAAACGUUUGGAGUUGCCUCUCCGCCUGAACCUCGCCACGUGCUGCAACCGCCUGGGCGAGUUCUCUGAAGCCAUCGAGCAAACGACGAAGGCGCUUGAGAUGGACCCGGAAAGCAGCAAAGGCUGGUACCGGCGCGGGGUUGCUCGCAUGGCUGUAGGCCAGCUGGAUGAGGCUCGUCAUGACUUUGUGCAGGCGGCGAAACUGGAUCCGAAAAACGUGGAAAUUCGACGAGAACUGGAGAAGUGCAAGAAGAAGAUCGAGGAGGUCCGCGCUAAGGAGAAAUCGGCUUUCGGAAACAUCUUCAAGAAAGUUGAUCUGUACACAGAGAAACAAGGAGUCCGCAACGUAUCCAAAUGCCCCAAGGUGUACAUGGACAUCAAAGUCGGCGACAAUGCGCCAAAGCGAGUCGUCUUCGCCCUGUACAACGACACUGUCCCGAAGACAGCCGAGAACUUCCGCGCACUGUGCACAGGAGAGAAGGGUGAAGGAAAGAAGGGCAAGCCUUUGUGCUUUAAGAAUUCGCUUUUCCACCGAGUCAUCCCCGGAUUCAUGAUGCAAGGUGGAGACUUCACAAAUGGCGACGGCACUGGUGGAGAGUCGAUCUACGGCCCUCAGUUCAACGACGAGAAAUUCGUCGACCAGCACACAGGCAGAGGCCAGCUGUCCAUGGCGAACUGCGGCCCGAACACGAACUCGUCGCAGUUCUUCAUCACCUUCGGACCUGCGCCGCAUCUCGACGGCAAACAUGUUGUCUUUGGCGAAGUUGUUGAGGGACAGGACGUCCUCGACGAAGUGGAAGACGUGGAGACCGACAAGAGCAACGAUCGGCCGAAGCAAGACGUCCAGAUUGUCGAUUGCGGCGAAGUGAAAUGCUGAAGAGGGCGCCUGGAUCUCGGUGGCCAGACGACUCUCUCACGUAUAGCUUCCCGAGUUCUUUGCACAUGUUUCCUCAUUUCUUGUAGAGACUCACCGUCACGAAUCCCCUGUGUGAGAAGGGUCCUCUGUGCAGCAUCAAGGAUUUCCGUCCGUUUGUCUCCUCUUUUUUUCUGUUUCCUCGCGCAAAGAAACUGAGAGAAGGCCUGGCUGGCUCGGCUCUCUGCGCGCGUUCCGCGAAAGACGAAGACGAGGAACCUGUCUCCAAAAUCGUAUUCGAGGAAAGGGCGCCCACCCUACCGUCCAAAAGAGAAGCCGACCGAUAAGAGUCGUUCUGUCGUGCCAUCUCGGUGUUGCAUCCGUGAGAAACCAAGAACGUUUCGAGGUUUGGCAAACGAAAACAUCAAUCUUUUUUGCGUC
Molecule: messenger RNA, 2254 nt
Organism: Toxoplasma gondii ME49
Lineage: Eukaryota; Apicomplexa; Conoidasida; Eucoccidiorida; Sarcocystidae
Product: peptidyl-prolyl cis-trans isomerase
Exons: 14
Coding region: 326-1837 (503 amino acids)
Biological process (GO): protein folding; protein peptidyl-prolyl isomerization
Molecular function (GO): peptidyl-prolyl cis-trans isomerase activity; protein binding
Source: RefSeq, a predicted model, not a curated record